CUCUCCACGCCGCCGCUCCGUCACCAGUCUGCCGGAGUCUGCCGGUGGUCUGAGGGCCGUCGCUGAGACUCCACCAGCAGCGAGACAACGCGGCAUCGAGCACCACCCCCUCCCCUCCUCUUAACCCUCCUCAUCCUCAUCUGGCUGUUUUUGCGCUUCUGCUGCAGCGUUCAAGUUCAGGUGAGCCUCGUCACUGGCACAACAAGUCCUCUGCCCGGGACCGACCGGGAUGCUUGCUCCAUGCCGUUCAGUGGUAUGCUAUAAAUGGGCCGCGCAGGAUGUAAAGCCUCGCUAUAAGAAGCAGGAGGAUGGCGAAACCAGGCUUGUCUGCGGCGGUGCUGCUGCUCCUGCUGGGCUUCUUGUCGGUGUCCUCCGUUAAUGCCGACACCUUGCUGUCAGCUCCACUCAAUGUGACCAUCAGAGAGAUUGAGGUCAACUCCGCUAUGGUCACAUGGGAAAUCUUGGAGGGGGACCCUGUCAUCGGAUUUGCCAUCACACAACAGAAGAAGGAUGUGCGCAUGCUGAGGUUCAUCCAGGAAGUGAACACCACCACGCGCUCCUGUGCAUUGUGGGAUUUGGAUGAGGACACAGAGUACAUCGUUCACGUUCAGAGUAUAAGCAUGGGAGGCAGCAGCCCCCCCAGUGAUCCGGUUCUCUUUAGAACGCCCAAAGAAUCGGAGAAGAUGGCGUCUAAAAGCCCAGAUGAGGUGAUGAUGGAGGAGUUUGGUCAGGCUGCCCAGCUGAGGGCUGGAGAACUCAUCAUCAUUGUAGUGGUGCUCAUCAUGUGGGCAGGGGUGAUCGCCCUGUUUUGUCGUCAGUAUGACAUCAUCAAAGACAACGAGCCCAACAACAACAAGGACAAAGCCAAGAACUCCUCAGAGUGCAGUACUCCAGAGCACCCACAGGGGGGGCUACUGCGCAGCAACGUCUAAGACCAGCCCUGCAAAGCCUUGCGCAAUAACCAACUCCUUCAACCUCAGGACAGACCCUGAGACCAACAGAAAGCCAUUCUCAGACACCAUCGUUCUGAAGAACCGAUAAACCAUUAGAGGAACUCUUCAAAAACAAUGGACACCAAUCUGAACUUGCAAAAUCAAAGGCUGCAAAUGGUCAAACAGGAAACAGAAGAGGACAAAACUACAUUCACCUUUGUUGUGACCACAACUUCAGUGUAGCCUACUUUGAGUGGACAGCCAGUAUAGACACAAGACAUAAAAUGGCUGUCAAUCAAAGCACCGGAGGGAACGUACAAUCUUCCUCACAAGAACUGCUUUAUUCAUAAGUAGGCCUACUGGUUACUCCUAAUUGGUGGCAUUGAAUCCCAAGAACGGAUGAUCAAACAUGAAUGUCAUGAAUGUGUUUUUUUUUUCUUUUACUUCUUUUGUUAUCACUGGUCAGAAAUGUAGGUUGCCACGCAAGAAUAGCUGGUCCAGGUAUCAGUCAGCACACAACUAAACAAGCUAUGCUCUGUUUUAAACCAAGGACUUUCUCUUUUUCUAUCUCUCCGUCCACAUUCCCUCCUUUCUGUCUUUGUUACAGCCCUUUGUGUAGCAGCUCAUCUGUAUCCCUUUCUUUCAGUGUCAGUGUCUCUCUAAUAAUAACAUUGCCGUUUGGUGCUCCUCCUAUUGUGAUUGUUUGAGCCCUCACAAUCCCAAUCUUUAUUACGGUAUUGUUUUGUUAUUGGGUCAGAAGUAUUGCACAUUGAGUCUUGUCUCCUGGCUUUCUCUCUCUGCGUCAUCAGUUAAGUGAUGCAUCUGUUUUUGUCUCUCCUCUCUGAACUGGAACCUUAAUGCCCUUGUCAGUUCAGGGAUAAAAUCUGACAAAUUUGUUUUACAGCGCCCCAUAUUUUCCUUAUAUGAGUUGAAUGACGCUGUCUGAGCCAUGAUUCAGACAAAGUUCAAGGAUUGACCAGGCAAUGUGUCAUCACAGCGGUGUCACAUUCCAAAUCAAAAUCUGGCAACGACUUCCAAGUUUUAAAUCCAGAAGUUUACUUCUAUGUCAAACUUUUAAAAGACUUGCAUGGCUGGAAAAUGACUGAUUUGGGUUCAAAUUGAGAUUGAUUGUUGAUAUUCAGCACCAUAUGGUGCCUGUGGUCUGCAACAGGGUGUGCAGGGAAUAAGCAUUGAGAUAUGUAGGGUAUCAUUCCUACUGUAUACACUGGUCAAAGUCUGGUUGGGUUUCCACUCUGGUUUGGCUGAAUACCAGCAGGGAUGGCAGGCAGUAGAAGCACAGAGAUGAUUGGUUACGUGGCUGAACCCUGUUUUGAAAUUCUUUGUAAGACUACAUUCAUCAUAAGCGAUCUAAGGCUGUAAUGGGAAAGAGAAAAAAUAUGUAAAGUCCAGGUGUAAAUUCAUCACAAAUGCAAUGCAGAUUUGGUUGCCCAGCUGCCAGCACACAGUACAACUUUCAUGGACUGGCAGUACAAUUAAAAUUUACCUGAAUAUGUAAUCUGUAUGCUGAUGAUGAGAUUAUCUUUUUCUUUUAAGAAUACUGUCAUAAAAAUAAUCCGGGUACAUUGCCCGGCAGUGUAUACAACUGAAACCUUAAACAUGUCUCUCAUGCAGGAUGCCAGUCUAAACAAUGAAAGGUUUUGUUGUUUUACUUUCAUCCCAUUAAAGGGUUAACUGUUGGCAGGCUGAUCCACAUUUACAGUAGGAUGCUUGCCACUAUGUGGGACAGUCAUUGGGAGAGCAUCAGAGUUAGCUAGUAUCCUUACUUCUUUAACUGUUGCUGAAAUAAGUAAUCACAUAUCAAUUAGUUUGACAGAAAAUUAAUUGAUCAAAAUUUUGAAAAAAUUCCAAACAUUUCCUGGUUACAGCUUCAGAAGUUUGGUAAUUUACAUACAGUAUCCUUCAUCGUACAGUACCAUACCAUAAAUACAUUUGUGUUUAUUCACACCGGGAUCUGAUAACUGAUUGCAUAGAAGAAGUAAUCAAUUUAAGGUCAAUAUUCUAUAUUUUCCUUCUUGUCCAACAAUCUAAUGAAAAAAACAAAAUAAAAAAUGAUGAAGUGUUACAUGUCUAGCCAAAGCCUGAUAUGUAUCUUAUUCCCCUGUGCCAUAGAGCUCCAUUGUUGUCCAAAAACAAUGAACCACAUUGUUUAACAAUGAGCAGGGGCACUGUAGUUUAUAGGAGUCAAUCCCACAGCUACUUCCUGCUGUAGAAACUCACUAGUGUGCCACAUGUGCAUUAAUCUACAGCUGAAAAUAGUCCAACUAAUGCACAAUUUAAGUAACAUUUGCAGUACCCCAAAUCUUUUACUGAGCUUUUCAAAAAUGUAGCCUGAUAUUUGUGAGUUGUUUUAAAAGAUUGACUUCUUCAGCAAGAACAAAUUGGCUUAGGCUUGGGAAGUUGGAAAGUAUUGAGAGACAUACUAACAUAUGGUUUUGUUCUUUUCAUGGGAUUUGUUGAAAAAUUAAAAUAUAGAAUAUAGAAUAAUGGCAGCCUAAUCCUUAAAAGCAAAAACAAUUAGUAAUCAACUAGGAAAAUUUUAAUUAUUUGCACUCCUAGUUAUUAAGCACUCUAAAAUGUCCCAUUAAAUCAUAGCAUACGUAUUCUUUGUCCUUCCCACUUAUUUAGCUACUACUUCAUCAAAGGUUUUAUGUGAAGGAGCAUCAUGCAAUCAGAAUACUCCAGCUAAGGAUAAAGUGUCAUCAUCUUCUUUGGGGCUUCCUGUUCAAUUAUUAUGUGCUAGCCAUAUAAUUGCAAAUACAAUGGACCCCCACCCCCUGAAUGCUGACGCUCACCAGUUCACUGAUAUGUCAGACGGAAAAAUGUUGUGAAGCUGAACGCAGCAGACUUGCAGGCAUAUUAGAGAUAAUGAGUGAAUAUCUGAAUGCCCCCCCCCCACACACACACACACACAUGCUGAAUUUAAAUACUGUCAUGUGCUGCUCUCAAUCAUCACUUCUACCAGCACACUGAACCAUCUCCCUGACAUUCAUUUUUCACUCUCUCCCUCCGCCACCAGCCUCCCUCGUUCCCUCUGUAUCUCCAGCCAUCCCCAUCUGCCCUCAUUACCCAAUUUAUGGUUUCCCCUCACUUUCUAUCCCUCUGUCACGAUGCUUUCUUUCUUAUAUAUCAUUCCAUCCUUCCUAAUUUCUCCCCUUCAGCAGUCUGUCCUCACUUCACUUUCCUCUCCCCUGUUUCUCAUUAUAUCCACUCUCAGACCCCCGUGACCUGCCUUCUCCCUCUUGUGUGUCUUAUUUGGCCCAGGCCCACUGCCUAUCCUUCGCUUCUCUGCUCAUUUAUCACCUUUUUGUCUCAAACUGGCCUGGAUGGACACUUCACCUGGUAAACACGUAAGGCAAAACACACUAGAGCAAGGAGGAGAAUGAAAGAAUCAAUAAAAUAGGAGAGCUGACAGCUAAGCUAGAGAUAAGAAUGGUAAGCACUUUUUACACUAUUAACACAUACACAUACCUAAAGGAGUUUUUUGUUUUGAUAUCUAAUAAUACUAUAUACACUGUUGUACAAGAACAAUGCUGUAUUUAAAUUUUUUUUGUCUUCUACGUGUAUCAUCAAUUGGUGAACAAGCAGACUUUUGGCCUGGAACAUGUAGCUUUAGCCUCGUUUACCAUGAUAACAUGCAGGGAGUCAUCAUGUGCAUUUUAAAACAAGGCAUCUGUAGACACUAAAAAGCCACCCAGAGACAUUUUCAACUAACCAAUGGAUCUAAUGUUAGCUUAAUCUGCUAGCUAGCCAUAGCUGAUAAAAAUCUGGCAAAGUGGUUAAAAGUGAGGUUAACGAUUAACUCAACACCAUUUGAAAAUCUUGUCCUUGCUGGCCUCCAGUGAUUUACCUUCUCACAUUGUUGCAGUUUUGUACAGGUCAGGACAUAGUGACAACACCUGUCACCACUGGGUGUGGUACAAAGUACAUUUCAGACCCUGUUCAACCCCAACUCCACGGUGAGAGUCUUGCCAAGGACCUGUGCCUCUUGCUUUGCCCAGUCUUCUUAAAGACUAAAGACGAACAGUGAUUGACACUGCAUUUGAGAAUUAUCUGGCUUUGAUUGACCAGAUUUUUUUCUUUUCCGUCAGGAUAUAGUGACAGUUUUAGCAAAUAUGACAAAAUGUUUUCCCAGAAUUCCCUACUGCUGCUUUAAAUGUAGGAUGAAGGUGAAAAUAAUUAACAGUUUAACACACAAUCUCUCAAACUAGAAUGGGUGUAAAACAAAUGCAUCUUGAGAGCAAAGAAUGACUGUGUAGAAUGAAUAAGUGACUCAAGUGGUGGUCUAUUAACUCAAGCUGGUUGUAGUGAGAAACCAUCUGACAGUGACUGCAUGCAAACAAAGGGGAGGAGACUAAAACAGCAGAUUUGGUGAUCUUUGAAGCAUAUGAUACUUGAAGCGAUGACAGAAGUGGAGCAUCAUGGCAGUCCUGUAGAACACAGCAGCAUUAAAGAACAGGCGCGUCUGACAAAGCAGAAAGUGGAGAUUUGAAUGUCAAGCUUUUUCCAAAGGGAGCGUAGGUGGUAGUGUCUGAGGGAGCCUGUUAGAAGCUGGUAAAAAAAUGGUAGUUGUUGCUCCGUCUGCGCAGAUGGAAGUGGAGGCAGGGGAAGACACAGGAGAUGGUGAUGUACAGGAGAUGUAUAUGGUGAGUGUGCCACCAGCUUUUUGUCCCAGGAUCUACUUUUCAAGGAACUAAAAGGUUCCUUCAGCCCAUUGUUGUGUGCUUUUCCACCGCGGUCUAAAGACCUGCGAAGAUUAGGCAAAUUAAUCAGCUGACAUAUAGCCUGUGCCAUAAAAAGCGAUGGACAGGCAUCAUUAUUUAGCAACCACGAUCCAUGACCAAAAUGUAUAUGUGAACAUCAGAUUUGAUAGGAAUAUAAUGAAAAACUAUAGGCUAUGCUUGACUACUAAAAAUAGCUUUUUUAUUUGUGAGCAUAAUGAAGAGACACGAUUUGAGUUCGUUGCAAAUUUAAAAACAAACUCGAUAAAGAGAUCAAGUUCUUAAAAGAACUCCGGCACAGGGAAAGAAACACUAAAAUAAAAUCACAGCAGAUCAGCUCACAGCACUCACGUCUGUGUCUGCCUGAGCGUCGGAGGAAUGUAAUUUUAACGCGUUUAUUACCUGUUGUAAUUAGCUGGUGCGUUUGUUUUGGAGAAGAAGAGACGUACUUCGGCUCCAUGUAAAAACUUCCUGAAAACUUAAACGACUCCAGACUUGGUAUUUAGCGUAACUCCAUGAGCUGUUAGCUGUAAACACAUCGCUGCACGAUGGCUGCUAUUUCCGAGAAAUAGAUUUAAUGCCAACUACGAUCUCAGGCGGACAUCGACGAGACUUGUGUGUGCUAUUUGACUGUUUGUGAUUUAUUGGUUUGCAAACAAUGGUGGAAAAGAGAGGAGUUGUACCGGUAGUACCGGAAAGUCCUACCCCCUGAGCAGGGACUUUUUUUGGGGGUGAAAUAAAGACCCUAAAACUAAAUUUAAAACCUGGUCACUGUGGUGGAAAUGCAGUUGGUUCCUCCAAAGGUUCCUAUUUCCGUGUUGUAGUUCUUGUAGUGGAAACACAGCUUAAGAGGUGAGGUAACCUGUGCCCUUUUGCAGUUUAACAGGUAACAAGCAUAUUAUGUAAAAGGUCAGACGGUUCCUUCUAACUUUUGACGUUACGCUCUCUGCAGUUAGCUGCAGCAUGCUCUCUUGCCUUCAGAAAUCAGAAUGACUUUGUUCUCUCUUAUGUGAUUGAUCAAAGGAAACAAACGCUAUUGACGUUGUUCUUGCCAUCAUCUUAAAACACACAUUACAAAGUUUAUUUUUUAAAUUUAUCAUUAAACCGGUUGCAUAUGGGGUUAACAUUAUCUGGAUCACUGAACAUUAACUUGAUAAAGUGGGUGAUAAAAAUGAAUGUGCUUAGUAACUGUAAUAUGACUGAAGCUGAAGUGGUAAUUUUCCUGUAUCUGUCUUAUCCAAGCACACAUACUCACUUAAACACUCACUCAUGCAUCAAGUCUAUUCUCCGGCUGGCUGCGGUCCAAACUGACAUAUUGAGGGGAAGCAGCAGAAGGCAGGUCUGGCCCAGACAGCUCUGUCUCUGUCUAUCAGACGCUGCAGGAGACGACUCAACAGCUGCUCAAGGUGAACUUCCAAUGAGGCAUGUGCGAAUAUGGAGCCUGAGGCCGGGAGUGAGACCUAAAGACAGAGAGAGAGAGAGGCAGAUGGGACGAUGAGUCAGAGAGUCAGAGGGAAUAGCAUUGGGAGUGACAGACACUGAGGGAGAUAAAGGAUCAUUACACCCAGGCUACGUCCACACUACUACGUUUUUGCUUUAAAACGGAGACCUUUUGCUACGUCCCAGCCUGUUUCCCACCGCCACAGACACUUUGGACUCUUGGACUUACUUUCAGUAACAGUUCCACCUCAUUGUCGGUCCAUGCAAAAUAAAUAUCCAUUCUAAAAUGCUGGUGUGGACAGAGAUUGUAGGCGUUUUAAAACUCCAUUUUUAAACAAAAAAGCAGUAGUGUGUAUGUGUCCCCAGUGGGGUUUGAAGUGUUAAAGCUCCAAGUUUAGUCCAGUAUGAUGAGGUUUUUGAAUGUUAACAGGGGUGUUUAGUGUGUUGUGGAACAAUCAGUGUGAUUCCAAAUGUAAACGUGAAAAAAUAUGAAAGUAAUGUUGGCAGAAAUGUAUUUAUAAAACCACAACUAGUUAAAGUAAAAUUUGCAUAUACGUGUCCCAAUGGCCAAAAAUGAUAUAAUCAAUCACUGCCUUACUUUGUGCCCAUGCAGGUUCUGGAAGCAAAUUAUUUUUUUUAUAUAUUUGCUGCAGGCAGCUUUACCAUAAUUUAUAGGUUUUAGUGACCUGACAUCCCUAGAUUUGUUUGUGCUUGCUUGACUUUACAUUCUUUCAAAGGUAAUAUUAUUUUGUUUGUUUGGAUGUUUUAGGCCCUCAUUACUUAUGAAACUAUGACUGAAGAAAUUUUAACAUAAUAAAUAAUCCAGUAGUGCAAUUUGUCCCAUUGCGACACCCUAAGCCUCCCUAACCCCAGCCUCAAACCAAAGUCCUGCUUAAUUAAUUAUCAUGUGCCAACGGAAGACUAUAAAAAUGGUUAACGUAAUCCCUAUUUAAACUGGUUUGCCUGUACUGUAGAUGACUGGAUUGUUGAGAGCCUUGAAUAAUCACCCUAAGGUCCUACACAUAGAAAAGAAUAGGGCCGUUUACUUAUGGCAAAUAUUUGUACUUUGUGUCGAAGCAAAUAACCAAGAAGCAUGGAUCUACAGCAGAAUAAUGGAGUCAGUGUUUUAUGUACAAUCAUGGUGUCUGUGUUUGAACCGUUUUGAUGUUCAUGGGAUAAAACCUGUUCAUGAGGGCUAGCAUGACUCUGCUAUUGUUCACACCCAUGGUAUAUAUACUAUUUCUAUGAAAAUAUAAAUGUCUAAUUAUGUAUUAACACAGGAAAGAAUUAAAAUAUUUUCAAUGCA
This is a messenger RNA of Micropterus salmoides (largemouth bass), 8417 nucleotides long. It is a transcript of the gene fndc5b, whose product is annotated as fibronectin type III domain containing 5b. Gene Ontology annotation, molecular function: protein binding. The coding region runs from base 309 to 932 and encodes 207 amino acids. The transcript has 6 exons. The record is from RefSeq and is a predicted model, not a curated record. Lineage: Eukaryota; Metazoa; Chordata; Actinopteri; Centrarchiformes; Centrarchidae.